Thunnus maccoyii (southern bluefin tuna) is the source of this 6148-nucleotide messenger RNA. RefSeq names its product zinc finger and BTB domain containing 42 (gene zbtb42). Gene Ontology annotation, biological process: regulation of transcription by RNA polymerase II. Gene Ontology annotation, molecular function: protein binding; RNA polymerase II cis-regulatory region sequence-specific DNA binding; DNA-binding transcription factor activity, RNA polymerase II-specific. Bases 226 to 1821 code for a protein of 531 amino acids. Gene Ontology annotation, cellular component: nucleus. The record is from RefSeq and is a predicted model, not a curated record. The transcript has 2 exons. Lineage: Eukaryota; Metazoa; Chordata; Actinopteri; Scombriformes; Scombridae.
AGUACAGAACUUAUUGUGGCCGGGUGAUAUCGCGAGACUUGUGCCAUUAUCAACCUGCUUGACACACAGCAGCGCUGAGUGCAGCCUGCCUUGCCAGGGUCGGACUGUGAAGCUCAAGAAACGACAAGGAGAAGCGAACAUCUGGCCGCACAUCAUGAAAGGACAUCGGGGCUUCUAGGAAAAAAACACGACGAACUGGGGGGAAAUAAAUGUUAUGAAGGAAGAAUGGAGUUUCCAGACCAUAGCCGCCAGUUGCUGCAGUGUCUGAGUCAGCAGCGUCACCAAGGUUUCCUCUGUGACUGCACUGUUCUUGUCGGGGAGGCUCGAUUCAAAGCGCACAGAGCAGUGCUGGCCUCCUGCAGCAUGUACUUCCAUCUCUUCUACAGGGACCAGCUAGACAAAAGGGACGUUGUGCAUCUCAACAGUGACAUUGUGACAGCCCCGGCUUUCAGUCUGCUCCUUGAAUUUAUGUAUGAGGGGAAGUUGGAAUUCAGCACUCUGCCGGUGGAGGAUGUCCUAGCAGCAGCCAGUUACCUCCACAUGUAUGAUAUAGUCAAAGUGUGUAAAGGCAAGCUUAAAGAUAAGGAACUUUCCUCCCUUGAUGAAAAGAUGGGUGAGGGUUUUGGACUCAGCUGUCUGGACAGGGAAUAUUCCUCGGAUGGCGAGCUGCACAGUAAGCAGCUCGGCCGGCGACAGCCCCAGACACAGUCUCAGGGGCUUCACAGGCCCCCCCCAGCAGAGGAGUUUGACAUGGACAACAGCGAAGUCAGGCUGGCUGUCACAAAUUGUGAUAGGUCUACACAGAGCAGGCAGAAGGCAAACGGUCACUCUGGCAGGUCCCCGGACCUUGUAGGUGUCAAUUAUGUGUCAGCAGAGGCCGAGCCCUGCGUCCAAACAGCUGGAAAAACAAAAGCUGAUGUCAGUAGUUCCACCGUAUCGCUGUCCCAGAGGUCCCGGGCUUCAGAUGACAUGGACUGUGCACUGGAUUUGUCUUUCAAGCCUCUGUCUAGCAGAGAUCCCUUACACCCCUCCUACGUCUCGGGACAGCUGGCCCUCGACAGCCAGCAGCAGGGCACUGAGCCACUUGUUAAAGACGAACACGACUUGCUGUCAGAGCAGGAGGACAGUGAGCCGAUGAGCCCUGAGAGCCAGCGCUUUGGGAAUAGUGCCAGGAGCUCAGUGGUGACAGGGUUCGCUGCCCUCUUCCCAGGCAACAACGGCUCCACAGCCGCCCUGCUCUCCCAGGAGGAGGACCUGAUGGACGAGGAGGGGGAGGCCUGCAGAGGGAGGGAGGGCGCCCCGGGAAGGGAGGUAGAGGAGAGGAGGGGUAGGCUGCUGGGGGACAGCGAGGAGGAGGAGGAGGACGACUUGGCCUCUUCAGACAUCUCCACCUCCAGCGGGGUGCUCCUGCCCCCGGGGCAACAGGUGUGUGUGUGCCCCCUUUGCAGUAAAGUCUUCCCCAGCCCCCAUGUGCUGCAACUGCACCUCAGCUCACACUUCCGUGAGAAGGACAGCGCUCGCUCCAAGUUGUCCCCCGACGGCUCGGUUCCCACCUGCAUGCAGUGCAACAAGACCUUCUCCUGCAUGUAUACCCUUAAGCGCCACGAGCGCACACACUCUGGCGAGAAGCCAUACACCUGUGGCCAGUGUGGCAAGAGCUUCCAGUACUCCCAUAACUUGAGUCGGCACGCUGUAGUUCACACACGUGAGAAGCCUCACGCUUGUAAGUGGUGCGAACGGCGUUUCACCCAGUCUGGGGACCUCUACCGCCACAUCAGGAAGUUUCACUGUGGCCUUGUCAAGACUCUUGCCAUUGGAUAAAACACCUCUCACCAGUGCCAUGACAUUAGACAGAAUGUCUUUUCAUACACUGAAUACUACUACUGAACAAUCUUCCCAUUAGUAUACACAUGUUGGCAGUCUGCUGGAGACAUAUCUUUUGGAUUCUACCCCAUGUGGUAUUUCUCAUGUUUUAAAGAUGUAGCAACUUAAAAACUGGAGCUGUUUUCUGAGCUGGACUGUGUCAUAGGUGUACAUGAUGGUCAGAGGCUGACAGUUGAAGGUGCACAGGCUGUUCAGAUUAACAUGGGUGCUGUGAAACUCAAGCUGGAUCAGUGUCUGGAAGGUGAACAAAUCAGAUGAUGCACUUGUUUGUUUCUGUCUUGUUUGUGUCAAUCUGUUUGAGUUUAUUUGAGGAGUAUAUUUGCUGAAAGAAAGGCAUCUUAUGUUCAUACCCUAUGGGGGAUAGCUAAUGCUAACAUAUGUUAAUACAAUCGUCAAGAGUGAGUGAGACUUUAUUUGUGCACAUGGGAGAUCAGAACCGUCCAUGAGUAGCAAUAUAUGAUUUUUUUUUUUUAACUCCUACAUUAUUAUUAUUAUUAUUUUAUUAUUAUUAUUAUUAUUAUUUAUUUUGGGAUUUGUUUAGUCCUUAACAAGUAAACUAUCAUAAGGCAGCAAAACUAAUGAAGUUUGACUACUGGAAGUAUGAUUAUUUUUUCAUGGAAGUAGAAUUUUUUGUUCGGUUGAAAUGAAGUUGGUUACAGUUUUAUGUUCAAUGAAAGGCAAGAAAACCAUCAUAUCACCAACGUUUUUUUUUUUGUUUUGUUUUUUUUUGCCUUGGAGAGAAUUACCAGCUCUUUGGUUGCUAAUGUGAGCAGGCGCAUAUCAAUGGAAUGACCCUCUAAUUGCUACUUUAAAAAGAAGUUGUAUAAUCAGAGGAGGGAUGGAGAGUAGUGAAAAGCUACAGCUAAUGCCUGUAACACUGGUGCCUACUGAAAUUCUUAACACUUCACCUAGUGUACUUACUUAAACAAGAUUGAGACAUAUUGCCAUGCCUUCUUGUCAUAAUCAGUGAGUUUCCAAGGCCUUUUUUUUAAAAAAAAAAAAAAUCUGGAUUAGACUGACUCCGCAUACCAGGUGGUAACAAAGGUGAUUGUCUACUCUGAAAUGCCAAUUGAUCCAUGAGUGCCCUUAAUUAAAUCAUUUACAAGAAUGUGGGGGAAAAAAAAAAUGUAAAUCACGCUCCUGUCAAUUAAAUCUUUAGACUCAUUUGGUUAAAAAAGGAAAUAGGUGCCAGUAAAUUACCUUGUUAUUUCCUGGUAUAAAGAAAAGGGUACACUGACACGGUGUUUUGGGCAAACCCUCAGGAGGCAGGGAGGGGACAGAGAGGAGACAGGUGGAUAUUCAGUGCUGUGUGCGUGUGUCUCAGCCAAGGAUGUCUGCGUCUGUUGGUUCAUCAGAGCCGUGCUCCACGUGCCAUUCUGCUCAACCUACUGACUUUCUUUCUUUCAAUUAACCUUUUCACAUUAUCGACUCUUCUUACUGUAUGCGUGUACGUUACUACUGAUGAAGUUGGAGCCUUUAGUGAUAGCUGUCCUCGGAAAAAAAAAAAAAAGAGUCUUUGGGCAGAGAGGAGCGUUUUGAAGAGCUCAGUCUGUUCAAGUAGUUGCUAAGUGGAUUCUUAACAGGGGCGUAGCACUAAAAGUUUGUGAUAUUUGUCUAAUCUGUCCUGAGAAGACUUGAUCAGAAUUUAUUUAUUAGUUUGACUUGGUUCAGGGUUUACUAUAGGUGUAGUUCUUAUUUCUAUAAGCUUGAAAGAUGUUGCGUCUUGCCUAGCGAUCUUGGUACUCAUUAACUGGUAUUGGGGCUGUCUGUUCAUUUUCUCUGUGCAAAUCGAGUUACUGUAAUUGUAUGUAGAAAAUCUCCACGGAGCAUUCAAGAUUUGUCACAUGGAACAUAGAGAAGCACUUGUUUUUAGCAUGCAUAUAGUUUCAACACUAUUGUCUAGGCUGCUAUUUCUUACUAUUUGUAUAUUUAAUGUAAAUAUAUAUUCUAUUUAUCAAGCUGUUUUGUUUUCCGUGUUACAACACACGUAAGGUCGAGAAAGAGAGAGAGAGAGAGAGAGUCAGGUGUCUUAUUAAGGCUGCGGUCCUCUUAAAGCGUCACGUCUUCCCAAGAGAGUUCUGGUUCCUUUUUCCAUAUCCAAGACUUGAUUGAAUUCCGCCUCACUACAAAUCACAACAGUUAACACCGCCCCGACUGCUGUUCUGCCACAGGAAACAGUUGUUCACAAGCACAGCCGCUCUGAUACGGCGUAGGCUACCUAUAGAAAUGAGACAAUACAGGCAUUGUCCCCCCACGCCCCAACCCCACCCCCCCCCCCCAAGUCCCAGGUAGUUCUCAAGGGAUCAUUGUGUAUCUCUCUCCUAGCUGUGGGGAGAAAACGCAACGCAAGUCUCUCUUUGCACUUUUCUGUAUUGAAUGGAGCUGUUGGAAUGUGAGAAAUGUAUUUAGCAAAGGGAGACCAAGGAGACUGUAAACAGGUGUAUUGUUUGGAGGCAUCAAAGAACAGCCCCUCCCCUCUAUCCCAGCAUGCAGUAGAUAAACGCCUCAUUGUUCUUCUACAUGGAGGAGAUACCACGGUGAUUUGAUUGCACAUCUAUCACGAGAAUAUCAUAAUUAUCACAGUAUUGUUUUUCCAAGUGCUAGAUUUAGAAAUGUUGAGACUGACAAUAACAUAUCUGGCAACUGUGGUUUUAUUAACAGUAGAAGUCAGAUGUACAGUAGGUGUUGAUUACCUGUUCAUUUCAACAUAGACACCUUAAGGUGUUUUUUUUCUUUUCAUUCAUUUUUUUUUCUUUUACAUUCAUCACCAAGACUUCUUUCAGGACACAGUAAUGAAUUCAUUUGUGAUUUCUCUGCAUUUGCAGUGGUUUGUCAGCAUUUUUUAAUGGAGGAGCCCAAGUCAAGAUUUCAUUCUAUUCCCUAAACCUGCUGUCAGCAAUGAGGCUUGAAUGAUUGGGGCUUGCGUGUAAUUCUACAAGAAAUGUGAUCCGGCUCCCUGUUUACUUGCACAAACACUCCGGUUGCAAAAAAAACAUAACCGUGGUAGUUUAAUCACUUCGGUUAGCCAACAAAACAACAGAUUUAUUUCAGAUUCAUAGUGGUCGUGUUGUGUUGAUACUGUACAUUUCAAUCAGAACACACAGGAAUGUAGAUUUUGUCACAAUUUCAGUUGGGUUUUUUUUGUUUUUUUUUAAAGGAACAUUUCUAAUGUGGCGCAAGUUACAUUGCUUGAUUCUCUAAUGUACAUGUGUACAAAGGUAGAAAAACUAACAAUAUGUAAAGAAUUUGUUUUCUUUUUAUUGUUUCAAGUCUUUAUUUAUACCUCCAGGAUGAUCACCAAAUGUGCCUUGUAGACACACUAAUAGGUGUUGCAUCUGGAGAAGCCCUUUUUCUAUAUUGUACAUUCUGCCCUCGACUGCGGUGGUAAAGUUCACAUCACAGCAACAGUGGCCCACUGAUACGAAACAAUUCACAUCUGUUGUUCCUGUUUUUUUUUUUUUUUUUAUCCUAUCAAAAUGUUAAAUCAGACAAACUAAAAGUUGGAAGUCCAUUUAUUUUUUGCUGCUUUGCGGGAGAUUACAUUGAGGUUUUGAGAUUUAUUUGACCAUUUUUGUUUUUGUGAAUAAAUCAGUUUUGGACAUGUUAAACUGAAGACAAGCAUCUUUGUGUUUUGGCUUGUAUUAGCCAAUACAAUUGGGAACUAACAGUCUGUUCCUUAGUUAAUGUCACUGUUGAAUGUGAAACACUGAGAUUUUGAUUGUUGACUUUUAUGGAAACAGUGCUACUCUUGAUUGAGGGCUAUGUUUGCCUAACUCAUGCUGUAUGAUCUUUAAGUCUAAAAAUGACUUUAUACUGAUACUGGAAUUUUGUCCUCUGCAGGUUACAACUGUGAAAUUGUGUAUAAUCAUGAGAAAUAUUUAUUAUUUGCUUCUUGUGCAACAUUUGACUGUCUCAGUUUUAAUUUGGUUAAAAAAAAAAAACAAACUUCUAAAUGUCAAACGAAAAUCUUUUUAAUAGAAUUUGUAGAAGUGCCAUUAGAAUUUAAUAUAAUUUUUUAAUAAGAAAGGUAUAUUUUAUAGUAAUCAAUUGCUUCAGUGUUAGUGGUGUAGAGAUUAGUGGACAAUCUUUAUGCAGAAUUGACAUUGCUUAGAUAUUGAGGCAAUUUACUUUGAUCUAUAACUGUAUGUGCAUUUCAUUUGUUUGCGCUUUUGGAGUGUGCUUGUGUGUGUGUGCUGUGGAAAUGUGACAAUCUUGAUUUAGGUCUUUAUUAAGAUUAUGCAUAGAAUUAAAUGGAACAACUUUC